AUGUCAUUAGCAUCAGUCCGUGUUAUUGAGUUGGCAACACUGCCCGUGCCCGCCGCCGCAAACCGCUCCGCUCCGCCGUCUGUCAGUCACACUCAGUCCACCGCGCUCCGCCGCGCUGUUUGUACGCAAACAGUGUUAGAAAUAAAAAUAAUCAGUCACAUAAUCUCUUCUAAGCAUCUCCGUGGUACGAUCAACGUCGUGUACGCCGAUACGGAGAUUAUAUUAAAUGGUUUGUAA
This is a messenger RNA of Parnassius apollo (apollo), 237 nucleotides long. The record is from the annotation of a GenBank genome assembly. NCBI's taxonomy places the organism in Eukaryota, Metazoa, Arthropoda, Insecta, Lepidoptera, Papilionidae.